This is a messenger RNA of Heterobasidion irregulare TC 32-1, 1014 nucleotides long. RefSeq lists its product as uncharacterized. The transcript has 2 exons. Lineage: Eukaryota; Fungi; Basidiomycota; Agaricomycetes; Russulales; Bondarzewiaceae. The record is from RefSeq and is a predicted model, not a curated record. Bases 43 to 600 code for a protein of 185 amino acids.
CACGGUCAUGAGCACCAGCAGGGGCCAUCCCGCUCGCCCAUCAUGAGCACGCCCCGACAUCCGUACGCAUCGCGACACCCGCCGCCGCCGCCGCCGAGACACCAGGGGCAUCCGCAGGCGUAUCCUCCGCAGGCGCACUCGCGCUCUCACUCGCAAUCAAGCACACACUCGUACUCGCACUCGCAGCAGUCGCACGCGAGCUCCUCCCAGGCGCAGUCAUCCCAGGGCCUCUCGCACCCGCCCUCGCACCCGGAUUCGCGCUCGCCGUCGGCGCACUCGCAGUCCCAGUCGCCGUACAUGACAGGCGCGCCGCCGCCCGUCCCGCCCACGUUCGCGAGUAUCAUGAAUGCGUACCCCGCGCCGCCGAUCGUCGGCCGUGGGCAGGGGGGCCAUGGUCGGGGGCACGACCAGGAGCAUGACCAGGACCAGCGACAAGGACGCGCACGCGCACACGAGAGGCCGGGGACUGGGACGUCGGGCACCGGGUCACGGUCGGGAUCGGGGUCGGGGUCGGAGCGGAGCACGGUGAACGGGAACGGGAAGAGGGCGAGGAGCGAGAGCGGUAGCGUGGGUAUGAGCGAUGGGGAGGGUGAGCGGUGACACGGCUUGAUUGUACCGCCUCGUCGUGUCUUUGACCGCUUUUUUUCAACAUAUCUCCGCCUCUCCUUCCCCAUUCUUUUCCACUUUUCUGCGUCUUCCGUCCGUUCCGGUCCGUUCUGCUUGCGUCAUCGGUCGUCGUCGUCGUUCGUAUGUCGUCGUUAGAGCUGGGUGCGUUUGCUGCGGGGCUGGGCUGAGCUGCACGGCCCGUUGUAUACGAGUAUAGUAUGAGUGUAUCGCGGUUAAUUGGCAUCCGGCGUCGCGUCGUGUCGUUGGAUGUGGGUGUUGACGAACGCGCGAGGUGCCUCUGAAUUUUUCUGUUCGAGUGUUUUAUCUCCUCUCCUGCGCGCAGGCACGGGGACGGUGGGGCCAGCGUGGUUAUACGACGUCCCCUCGUUGGGCGACUUUGGGUAUCAC